This is a messenger RNA of Stylonychia lemnae, 1770 nucleotides long. Lineage: Eukaryota; Ciliophora; Spirotrichea; Sporadotrichida; Oxytrichidae. The record is from the annotation of a GenBank genome assembly.
AUGAGAAAAGGACUAAAUUUACUUCUGCUUCUGAGUGCAUUUUUACUUGACUAAACUUCAUUUGGGAAAGCUGAACACGUCUUUGAAAUUGCUAAAUAGCAAGUUAAGAAGAAUUUCUAAGGCUCUUUAGAAUUCAUUAAUCACUUUGAGGAUGGAAUUAGAAAGGAAAUUUUCCUCAAUAAAAAAAUAACUAACUAAGAUUUUAAUUAGUAAGCAGAUAUACUCAAGGCCUCAUAAGAUCUAAUUGCUGCAAAUAAUGAGAGAAUCAAUGGUGGCAAAAGAAUUUUCACAUGCAAGGAUAAAGAAAGAGCAUAUGGAGGGCCUUAGGAUGUGCUACAUUUCUUCCCUGUUGAGGUAGGAUAACUUGACUCAAGAAAUCAAACUAGAACUAGCAUAAAAGGAAAUUGCUUUAGAGACAUCACAUUCUAGUAUGUUCAUUACAUGGUAGGAGACCAGAUUAAAUAAGUUAAAAUAAUAAUUGAGGCUAAAAAUCCUAAGGGAUUGUUUUGCAAAGACUGGUUCUUAAUUGCUCAUUAAGAAUUCUAUCAUUUUGAGACUAUUUUUAUGAAAGGAAAGCAUGAAUUUGUCUUUAAUAAUCUAAAUAAAGACGCUAGAUAAAGUAUCGAUGUCAACAAAAUCAGAAUUUAUUAGUUUUGCGAUGAUUAUCAAGAUACAUUCAUGUCUAUUUUUCACACAUUAGAACUGUUUAUAGGCGCUCUAACUAUGCAUAAGGAUUGGCCAAAGCCCUUCAAUAUGGUGAUUCCAGACUAUAUGAUUAAUGCAAACUUAGAUUUCUUAAAACAUUCUAUGGAGUAUGAUAUGCCUCCAAGAGGUUAUGAUUAAAUUGAAGUCAAAGAGGAAGAUGUUAAACCAGGUGAUGUCUUCGGAAUCAUGAGACUCGAUGGUUUAGAUCCGAUUAUAAUGUAUGGUGCAGGCGGUACUAUCGGUCACUGUGCAAUUGCUGUUAGUUUCAACGAUGAAAUUUACAUGAUUGAAGUGCAAGAUGCUUGGUAUUGGCCAAAAGCUACUGUAUAGAAAAAUAAGCUUUAAGACUGGAUUAGGUAUGCUAAAGACGCUCAAUAUCAUGUUUCUCACUUCAGACUAAAUAAGUUGGCUAGAUCAAUGUUUAAUAAUACGAAGGCAUAAGAAUUCUUUAAUCAAACUGAGGGAAUAGCCUAUGGUUUCCAUAAUUUCUUGUUUGCAUGGCUUGAUACACCUAAUGAUAAUAAUCCUCCAGUGCUACCUCCUGGCAUGCUGGCCAAUACUUUUUCCUUAGUUGAAACGAUUUCCCCCGAAGUUGUUGAUAUUUUUAUGAAUUAAGCUCUUAAUAAGAGACUUGGAACUAAAGGUUUAACACUAUCCUAAAUUUCAGUUGAAGCUGCUAAGAGAAAUUUGACUCUUGAUGAUGUUAUAGCAAUGCCUGAACUUGAUGGAUGGGAGUAUGAAGGUUUAGAACCUAAGGAUGGAAGAUCUUAUGUCUGUAGUACAUAUGUAACUGCAGUCAUGAAAGCAGCUGGAGUCUUUGGGGAUAUGAUAUUCAAUCCUGGUGAGCAAACACCAAGAGACAUGUACCAACUAACAAUAUUCGAAACAACUUCAACUUGGAGAAGCAAGAAAUGUUAAGAAACUGAGCCUAACACUCCUUGGUGUCAAAUUCUAGGUGCUUACAAGAUGUCCUUCCCAGGCUUCUCAACGGUCAAACCUUACCCUCACAUGAAUGAGAGAUGCCCCUCAAUCGCUCCAAAGUAUGAGAGAACAGAGGGAUGUUGA